Molecule: messenger RNA, 399 nt
Organism: Aspergillus vadensis CBS 113365
Lineage: Eukaryota; Fungi; Ascomycota; Eurotiomycetes; Eurotiales; Aspergillaceae
Exons: 3
Coding region: 1-399 (132 amino acids)
Source: RefSeq, a predicted model, not a curated record
AUGAACGUGUCUGGCGUUGUGGACCUUCUCGAACUGGCUAGAAGCCCACAGGGUCAUCGGCAAGAUUCCGGUUCGCACAAGGUAGUGUGCAGUACGACUAAAACACCACGGGCCCACCGUCCGAUUAUCAUUCCUGACUUGACAAGCGCAGAUGUACGAGAUUUGCGGCGUGAUCGACGCGAAGCCCGUGGACUACGGAGUUUGGCAGGUACUCCGGCCACGAUGCCGUGUCUUGCCGCUGAGCCGACGGUUGCCGCUCGUGGAGUUGACCUGUGGCUAGGUGUUGUUUCUGUGUACCUAAUUUCCAGACAUGUUAUGGAGCACUUGGAAGGGGCCAGGGGGAACCGUAGCAUUGGCAUAUAUAAAGUGGACACCAUCUGCUCUUCUUGGUGGAUGUGA